This is a messenger RNA of Girardinichthys multiradiatus, 596 nucleotides long. Its product is annotated as nephronectin. The coding region runs from base 159 to 476 and encodes 105 amino acids. The record is from RefSeq and is a predicted model, not a curated record. Lineage: Eukaryota; Metazoa; Chordata; Actinopteri; Cyprinodontiformes; Goodeidae. Gene Ontology annotation, molecular function: calcium ion binding. The transcript is spliced from 3 exons.
UCUCUCUUUUAGGAGAUACCUCAUGUUUCACCCUGCGCUGCCAGUUUGGUUGCCAGUUGGAAAGAUGGGGAACAGUUCGGUGCCUGUGUCCACCUGGCCUCCACCUGGCACCUGACAAUAGGACCUGUAAAGAUGUAGACGAGUGUCAGAAGGCUGAUAUGUGUCCACCACGGCAGACCUGCAAGAAUACUUUCGGCAGCUUCGUUUGUGUGUGCAGAGAUGGCUUUGUGAUGGGAAGCCUGUGGGAAUCUGUAGAGUGCCGAGACAAGGAUGAAUGUCUAAUUGGAAAUCACGUGUGCAGUCGGCACGCUCGGUGCAUCAACACGGAGGGCUCGUACACGUGUCAGUGUUUAGAGGACAACUUUGGCAACGGACGCUCCUGUGGGCCCAGGAGAGCUCCAGAGUCUAAGGCUGCAAUGUACUUCAGCUACAAACGCUUCAAAAGGACCAGACCUGUACGCACUUUGUUGUUUUAGAGCUGCAUUUUAGAACCAUGAUGAUCCAAUAAAAAGGAAAUAAAUCCAGUGGAAGCCAAGACAUAUAGUGCAGGUCUAAAGUUUACAUUUACUCAUCAUCACCAUAAAAUUAAUUAUAGG